Molecule: messenger RNA, 2947 nt
Organism: Salarias fasciatus (jewelled blenny)
Lineage: Eukaryota; Metazoa; Chordata; Actinopteri; Blenniiformes; Blenniidae
Product: guanylyl cyclase-activating protein 2-like
Exons: 4
Coding region: 1492-2232 (246 amino acids)
Biological process (GO): visual perception
Cellular component (GO): cone photoreceptor outer segment; photoreceptor inner segment
Molecular function (GO): calcium ion binding; calcium sensitive guanylate cyclase activator activity
Source: RefSeq, a predicted model, not a curated record
AACGCUUUGGGGGUGUUUUUGGUGAGUACAUAACUAUAUAACAAGGUUAAAACAUACAAAAAGUGAAUUUUGCAUGAUACAGCCCCUUCAAAGCUUCACUACGUGACAUUUACAUGGGAUCUCUGUUGUUAAGGCGACUCUCUUUGGUUUAAAUAUUUCCCAGACUGUCUUGUUCUGCACACUGGCUGCUGUGGCCUUGUUUUUGUUCUGGCUGCUGAUUGCUGAUUUGUUUCACCUGUGGUGUGGAGGUGGCGUUCACUGCCCAGACUAGGAGCUGCUUUAUUUAAGGGGACUGGAGACGUCACUUCCACGCCAGGCCAUAACCGUGAGACCAGCAUUUCGGCUCUCGGUGUUAUGAACCGCUGUCUGACUCUGUGUCCCUCCGUCUUCAGUCUGUUGAUCUUGACCUGUGCAGCCAGCAGAGUCUCCACUUGCUCUGCAUCCCAGCCCCAGUCAUCCACCUGCCGACACUCCAACCAAGACGUCUGCUCCGUAUCUGUAACACUUUGUAAAGGAUCUAUGCAACUGUCUACACCUCAGAUUAAGUUUGAUUUUUCUAAGACUUUAUUAUUUUCAUUAAAACCUUGAAACCUUAUUUUGAACUUAGUCAUUCUGCGAUCUGUGUGCCUUCUGCAGCUGAGCCUGUGGGCACGUCAUUGGAACAUCACUCAACUUGGACAAUGACUUUGGAUGGAUUUUCAUUGAAUCCCAGUGUAAACUGACCUCUCUCUGCACCCAGCUGAGUGACUAAUAGUAUAAGUCACCACAAUCCCUCAGGUAUUAAACUCUUUGGGUGUGUCCUCCAUUGACCUCAGGUUUCUCUGUAGGUGGUUUCUAUGUUAAUGGCCAAUAAUGUGACUCCCGACACUGUUGUGUUCUUUAAAGUCCGAAUUAAGCAAAAUCAGCCAUUUUCUUCUAAACACCUUAAAUAAGUCAUAAAUGUAUUUCUUUACAACACAUAAAAGGCAUUUCUCCAUUUAUGAUUUAAUUUUGGAGGUAUGUUCCAAUUCGGAGGGGUUUACUUUCGGCCCUACCCAAAACAAUGUGCAGCACAUUGUUUUGCAUUUACCUGUAUUUGUGUUAUAUAUAUACACAUAUAUACAUAUAUAUGUGUGUGUGUGUGUGUGUGUGUGUGUGUGUGUGUGUGUGUGUGUGUAUGUAUGUAUGUAUGUAUGGCCUCAAGAUACUUUUACUGUAUGUAUGUAUCGCUAUAUAUAUAUAUAUAAUGUUUUGCAUGUAGUUAUUGCAGUUGUCUUAUUGCAAGUGAAGCUGAUGUGUAGAGUUGUUUUUCUGUCGGCAUAUGUGAACAGCCACUAUAGGGGGGCCUAUGAACUCUCGGUAGUGCUGAACACACCUCUUAUGAAAGCCAGAGGCUUUAAUUGAGUUUACCUAUCUUCCAAUUAAGAAGACACCUCUGAAGAUCACCACUUCUGGCACCUUAGAGGAGAAGUGCAGCCAAACACGGUUAAGAUUGGCCUGAACUUUGCCUGGAUGAGUAAAAAUCACAUGAGGAAAGAGGAUUAUCCUAUUUGCAGCUUAACUCGCCCUUGGACGCUCACUGAGAGGCAGUUGUGUAAAGUUCUCUGGACUGAGAGGACCGUGCGAGCACCGAGGACCAAACAGACGUCCUUUCAUCCAGGCAGACACAUUUACUUCAUCCAGGCGAUCAUGGGGCAAGAGGGAAGCCGCAGCGAGGAGAUGGACCUGGCUCAGAUUCAGGAGCUGUGCAUCCUGUUCAUGAAGGAGUGUCCCAGCGGGGCGCUUCACCUGCACGAGUUCAAGAGGAUCUUCGGCGUCCCGAGCAACUCCUCGGAGGAGUGCCUCUACAUCGAGACCAUCUUCAGCUCCUUCGACACCAACAGGGACAACACACUGGACUUUCUGGAGUAUGUGGCAGCACUUCAUUUGAUCUUACGUGGAAACCUUGAAGAUCGACUGAAAUGGUCUUUCAAGAUGUACGACAAAGAUGGAAAUGGAAAACUGGACAGAGGCGAGGUGAAAAGGCUCAUCAGGAUCAUCCAUAAAAUCAAGCUCCAGACGGCGGACCUCAACAUGACUCCCACAGAGAUCUGCGAUCGGAUCUUUGAGCUGGUCGACCAAAACAACGAUGGUCAGAUCACGCUGUCGGAGUUCAUGGAAGGUGCUCAAAAGGACGAAUGGGUCAUGAACAUGCUGAAGCUUGAUGUCAACGCUUCCGGCUGGGUCGUCGAGAACUGCGGGAGGUUCCCGUGACCCCCUGAUUGUUAGGGGGUUUGUUUGUUUUCAUUUUAAGGCUGAUGAAGAAGUGAAGAGUCUUCAUAUUUUUGGCUUUAAAGAGGUUUGCCUGCCUCUCUUGAUGCGGAUCCUCCUGUGACUUGGAGCCGGAGUGCAGUGCAUCUCGUUCAUGGCUGCCCUGAUUUUGACAGCAGGCCCAGAGGUUGGGGUGUCUGUGGUCUGAGUUCAGCAGCUUGUACAGUUAGUCACUACAUAUUCAGCACGUCAUUUUUGUAAAUUUUGUAAACACUAAAAUAUUCCUGUGGCAAAUAGUUAUUCUAUUCAGUCAUCAAAUAUAUAUACUCUGUCAAUAAAAUACAAUCAAGUAUGAAUUUAUAUCAUCAGUUCAGUCUUUAAGUGUAUAUCCUUUUGAAGGGUCAAAGACUACUGUUUGGUAAGAUGUUGAGUUUAUAUAAAGAAAAAAACUUGUCAAAACUAUUAACUCGUUAAAUUAUUUGUGGUUUUGAAUUAAAAAUCAGACUUUACUAUUGCUGCGGUUAAUAGCGUUUUGACCACAGAUAAAGUGUUUCAUGUAUUUACUCACAAAAUUUUUGAUUGAAUAUUUAUGGUGGACUAGAAUUUACCCAAUUUUAUUUACAUUACUCAUAUCCACAGAAUGACAUAUUUUCUCUAUUUUUGCAAUUUAAGUCAUGAUUAUUCAUUUAUCAUUUAACUAAAAUGACCUGCUUUACUG